Molecule: messenger RNA, 472 nt
Organism: Tribolium madens (black flour beetle)
Lineage: Eukaryota; Metazoa; Arthropoda; Insecta; Coleoptera; Tenebrionidae
Exons: 2
Coding region: 44-391 (115 amino acids)
Source: RefSeq, a predicted model, not a curated record
AAAAGCGCAAAAUGGCCCAAAUUUAAUUCAGAGUGCAGUGACAAUGUCUUGGAUCAACUGUUUGUGGUUUUUAAUUCUUUUUAUCAGCCUUGAAAACGCAGUUAAUGGGCAAAGCACUUUGCAAGUUGUCUACCAUCCUCGGCGCCACUUCGACUGGGUCAAACACCUCAAAAAUCAUGAACGACACAAAUACAAGUCGUUCACGAAACGUUUCAGGAAAUGCGGUUUUCCCCCUUACAAACUGAAAUUUUUCAGAAGAUCGGAUUUAAAUAAUUUAGACACGAUUCAAGUGAUCGUCCCUUACGGCUACUCUGGCGAGUACUUCCCCCAGCGCCCCCAUAAAAUAAUUCCAAUUGAGACUAGAAGUCAUUCGAGUAAGACAGGCGACUAGGUGUCGAAUUUCCGGUUCUAGUCUAGCUCUCAUGUGCGAAAUAUUGUAGUUUUUAGAAAUAAUAAAGGUCUUUGACUUGGA